GGGGGAAAAAAAAUUUCGAUUGCAACACGAUACAGAACCACGUGGCUGCCUGGUCGAUCGAUCGAUCCCAUAUGGACCUUAAUCCAGAGAUGUCAGAAUCCCCAUCGGAGAGCCGUAGUGGUCCAGACCGGGAUCCCGCAGAGGUGGCAGAACGCUCCGAAUCCAAGAUGAACGGGGAGUCGAACGGGGUGGCAGCCGGCGCCCAGAAGACCGUUGCCGGGGUUAACGCCAAAGAUCCCUCACGACCACGGAGGAAAAAGGCGCGGCGGGCUUGUUUCGCAUGUCAGCGCGCCCAUCUGACGUGUGGUGACGAGAGACCGUGUCAACGAUGCAUCAAGCGUGGCUUGCAGGAUGCGUGCCAUGAUGGCGUCCGCAAGAAGGCCAAAUACCUCCACGACGCGCCCGACGGAGCGUUGAUGGCCGGUGUUGGCGGUAAUUUCUACAGUAACCCCAUACGCAGCAACAGCAGCAACGGCAGUCUCCCCAUGUCUCGCAAUGGCACCAAUGCUGUGAACCCCGCCGUCACACAGCAGACUUCCGGUGCUGCCUUCUACGCGGGUCCGCAGUCGGCAUCGUACAGUAUCUACCAGGAUAGCCCUAUCGGCCAGAGUCCCUUCACCACCACGCAGUCGCCCGUCUCGCCAAGCUUUGCUCUGAAGACCAGCACGACCCCGCAGAAUCCCGCCCUGCCGGCCUCGAUGGGCCAGCAGCCGCCGAGCGUCCCCGUGUCGGGGGCAGCGGCCACGCCGCAGAACCCCUUUGCCGGCCCGUUUUUCGACCCCAGCGAUCCGGCCUUGUUCAAUUUUGAUCUGUCGAGCAUGAACUUUGAGAAUCGCUAUGGCGCCUUGGAGUUUGGGAUGCUGGGCCACAUGGCGACGGGGGCGGGGGACUCCCCCAGUGACUCGGCAACGCAACGGGGGUCGAUGGGCCGGAGUGGUUCGGCUCAGUUCUCCUCAACCACUCCCGCGGCGACCUUUGGCGAAAGCCCGCACACGCAACCACAACAGCCGUUCAUGUUUGGCGAUCCGUUGCUCAACGAAUGGUCGAGCGGACAACCCGGCUCGCAUGUGACCGUGGGUGGUGGCGUGUACCCUACCGCCGGCCAGAAUAACAAUAACAACCUGCUCACCGGGCACAUGUCUAAGCCGGACGCGCCCCAUGCUUUUGCCAUCGAGAGUGGACCGACAAAUUUCACGAGCCCGGACACCACGGCCAGUUCGCAGGUGCAGUCCGGAUUCGAGGAUACCGCCUUCACCCCGCCGAUCAGCAACAAAUCGAACGGGCUGACUACGAACGGACAACGGCAGCAGCAGCAACAACAACCACAACACCAACACCAACAACAGCGGCCGGUGAUCUCGACGCCGAAUCUCAAACACCAGACAUUACAGGUGACCGGGACCAAGCGACGCCACCGCAACCCGUCGGCGAUUUACGAGAGCGUGCGGGAGCCGUACGCGUAUACGAGCGGGUUUCACAGCCUGACGGCGUUCAUCCAGCGGCGAUUCUCGCCACAGAAGACGCUACAGAUCGCCAAGGCGCUGGCGUCGAUUCGGCCAUCCUUCAUUGCGACCACCAAGACGCUCAAUCGGGACGACCUGAUCUUCAUGGAAAAGUGUUUCCAGCGCACGCUGUGGGAGUAUGAGGAUUUCAUCAACGCCUGCGGUACACCGACGAUUGUCUGCCGCCGGACGGGCGAGAUCGCUGCCGUGGGCAAGGAGUUCAGCAUUUUGACCGGCUGGAAAAAGGACGUCCUGCUGGGCAAGGAAUCCAACAUGAAUGUCAAUACGGGUGGCAGUGCUGCAUCCCGCGGCAGUUUCACACCCCGCAGUACCGCAACACAAGACAGCAGCAGCGGCGCUGCUCCGCCAGGGUCUUCUUCGUCUCGACCACAGCCGGUUUUCUUGGCCGAACUGCUUGACGACGAGAGCGUGGUCGAGUUCUACGAGGAUUUUGCGCGACUGGCAUUCGGGGACUCGCGCGGCAGCGUGAUGAAUACGUGCAAGCUGCUCAAGUACAAGACCAAGGAGGACAUGGAGGUGGCCCAGUCCAUGGACGAGGCCACCAAUGGGGCCAGCCAGCAGCAGAAAUGGAAUGCCCAUCUGCGCAAGGGCGGCAUUGCGGGCGAGGCUGGCAUGAACCAGCUGGGCUUCAAGGACGGUAAAGUCGAGUGCGCUUACUGCUGGACGGUCAAGAGAGAUGUGUUCGAUAUCCCGAUGUUAAUUGUGAUGAAUUUUCUACCCUGUAUUUGAUGCC
Penicilliopsis zonata CBS 506.65 is the source of this 2256-nucleotide messenger RNA. RefSeq lists its product as hypothetical. The record is from RefSeq and is a predicted model, not a curated record. Gene Ontology annotation, cellular component: nucleus. Gene Ontology annotation, biological process: cellular response to starvation; regulation of DNA-templated transcription. NCBI's taxonomy places the organism in Eukaryota, Fungi, Ascomycota, Eurotiomycetes, Eurotiales, Aspergillaceae. The transcript is spliced from 3 exons. Gene Ontology annotation, molecular function: DNA-binding transcription factor activity, RNA polymerase II-specific; zinc ion binding; RNA polymerase II transcription regulatory region sequence-specific DNA binding. Bases 168 to 2252 code for a protein of 694 amino acids.